AGUAGGGGAACAAGAAGCAAAGGACCGGAUGCAAUAGCGCUUAGCCUUGGCCAAUUAGAAAGAGGGACUGAGGAAACAAACAGGGAAGGAAAAGAACGUCGGACAGACAUGCUAGAUGGAUACCGGGAAUUUGACUAGUAGCAGGAUUUAAGUGGCGAUAUUUGUAUACAUUGAUUUGUAACCAGGAGCAGCACUCAGGGAGGGGUCUUGUUGUGAUAAGCUGACUGCCCCCCCUGUAGUGGCAGCUUGGAGGCUGAGCAGCACAAUGUCAGAUACAUGGAGCUCCAUCCAGGCUCACAAGAAGCAGCUGGACUACCUGCGAGAGAGGCUGCAGCGCAGGAGGAAGGAUGCCACCUCUCAGCUUGGCCUGGAUCCUCAGAAUCCAGAAGGCGGUUUGACUCCAACCUUUCGCAGUGAUAGCCCUGUUCCAUCUGCCCCUUCUCAACCCCCAAAGGGACCCAGUGGGUCUACAGAGGUUACCCCAGAUCCAGAGUUAGAAAAAAAACUCCUUCAUCAUCUAUCAGACCUGUCACUUGUGCUACCUGCAGAUUCUGUGUCCAUCCAGCUUGCUAUCACUACUCCCGACUUUCCAGUUACACGACAGGGAGUAGAGAGUCUUUUGCAAAAGUUUGCUGCUCAAGAGCUAAUUGAAGUGAAAGGUUGGGGUCAGGAGGACGAUGAUCGACCUACUGUGGUGACUUUUGCUGACCACUCCAAAUUAUCAGCAAUGAUGGGGGCUGUUACCGAAAGAAAGCCAUCUACAAAUCCACCAGAAACUAAGAAAAGAAAAAUUCAAGAAACAGAGCCUUCAACAUCAUCAUCUGUUUCCUCUACUGCUAGUACAUUAGGGGAAAAAAAAACAUCAGAGCCUCUGAAAAAAGCAAGAAAACAUGCUUCCAACUUGGACCUGGAGAUUGAAAACUUGCUCAGUCAGCAAUCUACAAAGGAAAAGCAAACCAAAAAGGUAAGCCAAGAAAUCUUAGAGCUUCUGAACACCAGCACAGCCAAGGAGCAGUCUAUUGUGGAGAAGUUUCGGUCCAGAGGAAGAGCUCAAGUGCAAGAGUUUUGUGACUAUGGAACCAAAGAGGAAUGUAUGAGGGGGGCAGGAGCUGAUACUCCUUGUCGAAGGCUGCACUUCAGGCGCAUUAUUAACAAGCACACGGAUGAGUCGCUGGGUGACUGCUCUUUCCUUAACACCUGUUUCCACAUGGACACUUGUAAAUAUGUGCACUAUGAGAUUGAUGCCUGGGUUGAGCCAGGUGGAACUACAGGAAGUUUUAACUCCACUCCAAGUCAAGACAUGCCAGUUGUAAAGGGGGUAGGAGAUUCCAGUGUUGGCCGUCUCUUUCCCUCACAGUGGGUUCGCUGUGACAUCCGUUACUUGGAUAUGAGUAUCUUGGGCAAGUUCUCAGUGGUGAUGGCUGACCCCCCAUGGGAUAUCCACAUGGAGUUACCAUAUGGGACCCUGACUGAUGAUGAGAUGAGGAAGCUGCAGAUUCCAGUACUACAGGAUGAUGGGUUCCUUUUUCUCUGGGUCACUGGCAGGGCCAUGGAGUUAGGCCGGGAGUGUUUGAAGCUAUGGGGGUAUGAGAGAGUUGAUGAAAUCAUUUGGGUGAAAACCAACCAAUUACAGCGAAUUAUCCGAACAGGCCGUACAGGUCAUUGGCUUAACCAUGGAAAAGAGCAUUGUCUGGUUGGUGUUAAAGGAAACCCACAAGGAUUCAACAGGGGCUUGGACUGUGAUGUAAUUGUAGCAGAGGUCCGUUCUACAAGUCACAAACCUGAUGAGAUCUAUGGCAUGAUUGAACGCCUUUCUCCUGGAACCCGCAAGAUUGAGUUAUUUGGGCGCCCUCACAAUGUACAGCCAAACUGGAUUACUCUAGGAAAUCAGCUGGAUGGAAUUCACUUGUUGGAUCCAGAUGUGGUGGCUCGAUUCAAGCAGCAAUAUCCGGAUGGAGUAAUUGCAAAACCAAAGAACAUGUGAAAAAUACUGGCCUGGUGUGCUCAAACAAGCUGUAAAACACUGCUGGAUUUAAACGGAGCUUGUAGGAAGGAUACUAACUCCUGCACUGCUUCAAGUUUCUAUGGACUAUUCAGCUGCAGAAACACACCAAUCAGUAAAUUAUAUGAACAAGUGGGAAUAAAAUUAAGAUUUCACAUAGUAGCUGUGACAUC
Molecule: messenger RNA, 2175 nt
Organism: Pelobates fuscus (common spadefoot toad)
Lineage: Eukaryota; Metazoa; Chordata; Amphibia; Anura; Pelobatidae
Gene: METTL3
Product: methyltransferase 3, N6-adenosine-methyltransferase complex catalytic subunit
Exons: 11
Coding region: 266-1984 (572 amino acids)
Cellular component (GO): nucleus; RNA N6-methyladenosine methyltransferase complex
Molecular function (GO): mRNA (2'-O-methyladenosine-N6-)-methyltransferase activity; mRNA m(6)A methyltransferase activity
Source: RefSeq, a predicted model, not a curated record